AAGCGAGGAGCCCUCCCUCCGCUCGCGGCUCUCCCUCCUCACAGACCGGCCGGCACCGGCCCAGCGCCCAACCCGCUCUGCCGCACCCAAGAUGGCACCCGAGGGCGGCCGCACCGCGACGGGCGCUGGGCGGGGAGGCGGGAGGCGGCCGCCUCACGUGAGAAGCUGAAAAGGGAAGAGCCGGGGCUGUGCGGGACGGAGCGGCGGCGCUGGAAAGAGUUAGGUGGCUUCUCCUCGGCACUGCGUCCUCGUUCUUCCACCAUGAGGAUGCCAUACCUGCUCCCCACUCUGCUGUACCUCUCGCUUGUGCUGCUGGGGCCUGGUGGUGGAGUCAUUGUACUGUCUGUCCCUGAAGUGGUUUCAUUAGAAAGUGGAAGUUCAGCAAACGUCACUAUCUCGCUGAGGGCUCCAUUAAAUGAGACACUGGUGAUAACUCUUAAUAUUACACACUCAUCAAAACGCAGCACUAUUGUUGAACUGCCUGAUGAAGUACAAUUGCCUGCAGGUCACACUAAAGCAGACUUCCAAGUGAAAGCAGAUGAUGUUGGACAAGUAACAGUUUAUCUUUAUACCAUUAAUUCCAACUUAACUGGACCUAGGAUUCAAUUUCACGUGAUUCAUAGCAUCAUAGUGAGAUACGCUGAUGAGGUGAUUGGCUGGAUCUACUUCCUCGCCUGGUCUGUCUCCUUUUAUCCUCAACUCUUUGAGAACUGGCGACGGAAAAGUGUUGUUGGACUAAGUUUUGACUUUAUAGCACUAAACCUUACUGGCUUUAUAGCAUACAGUGUGUUUAAUGUUGGACUCUUCUGGAUUCCCUUGAUUAAGGAGGAAUUCUUAGUCAGUUAUCCCAGUGGGGUGAACCCUGUGGCUAUCAAUGAUGUUUUCUUCAGUCUCCACGCGGUAGCUCUAACUCUCCUCACCGUAAUUCAGUGCUGCAUCUACGAGAGAGCCGGUCAGAAAGUAUCCAAAGUUGUAGUUGGACUACUGGCACUUGCGUGGAUCUUCACAUUUACAACACUGUUUCUUGCUGCAGCUGAGGAAAUGACAUGGCUACAGUUCUUAUUCUGCUUCUCUUACAUUAAGUUAGCAGUCACACUGAUAAAAUAUUUUCCACAGGCAUACAUGAAUUUCCGUCGGAAGAGUACUGAGGGAUGGAGUAUUGGAAAUGUGUUACUAGACUUCACUGGUGGAAGCUUCAGCCUUCUCCAGAUGUUUUUGCAGUCGUACAACAAUGAUCAGUGGAAGUUAAUCUUUGGAGAUCCAACCAAGUUUGGCCUGGGUGUCUUCUCCAUCAUCUUUGAUAUUGUUUUUAUGGUCCAGCACUACUGCCUUUAUAGGAGACAAGGCUAUGAACCUUGUGAAUAACAUCACUUGUGAAGACAAAAACUUUAAAUUGAACUUCCCCUAUCCUGGCUGAGGGCUUUCAAGAUGCCUACUGCAGUUACCAGAAAUACUGAUUACAAUCUCUGUUUAUAUUUUGAUCCUCUCUGGUAUGGAACACAAGCUGUUGCCUUAUCAAAUCCUGAUUGCCAGGUGCCUUAAAGGACAGCAGGCUCUCUAGCCCCCACUUGCAAAUGGAAGACUCACGCCCACUGAAGCUGCAAAGACAGCUUAGUGUGAGCUGGCCAAGCAACAUGGGCCUUUCUUUCCAUUAACACCAGGAAAGAGAAAGACUAGAGUGGUGUCUUUCUGAUUGGAAGUGAAGCACAAAGAGUAGAGUUCUGGCUUCCAAAAAUCCAAGAUUAUGUUUAAGCAACCACUUAAUGUAAUGACUGAGGAGAGACUGUGGAUCAAAGUGCUGCUGCUGGCUCAUCACAGACAGAUCACAGUGGAACACCACUCAGGUUGGCUGUUAACAGCUGUAGUGGUACAUGAAAGAAUAACGAGGUUGGUAGCAAAUACAGGAACCUGAAUUCUUUCUUACAAAAAAAAAAAAAUACUGAGAAGAAAUAGAAACUCUAUUCUUAUUUCACUGAAAGCUCUUUCAAAGGUGCAAGACAAGUGCUCAGACUUAUCUGAAUACUUACAGUGCACUAACUUCACUUUGCUCGGUUCUACUGACAUGCCUUGGUUACUAAACUGUGGAUGGUAAAGAUUAAAGAUUUAUCAGAUUUUUAAGUGGAUCAUGUUAACAGCCUGAUGAUUACAGUUUAAGCAUACGGUUUUGUUCCUGGGCUACCUGUGGUGUGUUCUAGGAAGAGAUCAAUGUCUUGAGUUACUUGAAAAUAAGCAUUAUACCCUUUAAAAGAAACAGAAGGGAAUUCAUACAUUUGUACUUGAACAGUACAUGUAUGCUCAAAAGCAACCUAAGGAAAAGUAGAACCCCUUCUCCCCCUGCUACAGAGCCGGUGAGGUUUGACAGCUCACUAACACUGCACAUACCCACCACUGAAACCAGAAC
Molecule: messenger RNA, 2401 nt
Organism: Chroicocephalus ridibundus (black-headed gull)
Lineage: Eukaryota; Metazoa; Chordata; Aves; Charadriiformes; Laridae
Gene: CTNS
Product: cystinosin, lysosomal cystine transporter
Exons: 11
Coding region: 262-1365 (367 amino acids)
Biological process (GO): L-cystine transport
Cellular component (GO): lysosomal membrane
Molecular function (GO): L-cystine transmembrane transporter activity
Source: RefSeq, a predicted model, not a curated record